Molecule: messenger RNA, 2375 nt
Organism: Beta vulgaris subsp. vulgaris (sugar beet)
Lineage: Eukaryota; Viridiplantae; Streptophyta; Magnoliopsida; Caryophyllales; Amaranthaceae
Exons: 3
Coding region: 509-1948 (479 amino acids)
Source: RefSeq, a predicted model, not a curated record
CAUUCUGAGAGUCUGGACUACUACGCCCGCCUCUCUCAGCUUUUCCUUAACCCAAAAAUAAAAAGCAUAUCUGUCGUCCUCUUUGCAGCUGCUUUCUUUUCCCUUUUUCUUUUUCCCAAUUUAUUUUCUCUUUCUCUCUCCUUCUUUUUGUCUUCCCUUUGCCUCCCUAUCCGAUCAAUCAAUUUAUUUUUUCUUUCCUUUUUCUUCUCCUCUGUUUUUGUAUUGACAGAUCUAUUCUUACUCCUACUACUACUACGUCCUUUUUCACUCUUGUCACUAGCUCCACACUUCGAAAGCAGAAAACAUAAUAUUAAUAAUAAUAAAAGUGAAGUAAACCACUCAUAAUUUUCUCUCAUUUGUUCGUUCGUGAAGAAAAAAGAAAAAAAUACAUAUUCUGGGUUCUCAUCUUUCUUAUGAAUUUGUAAUGUUGAUGAAUUUAACCAUGACUUAAGGUGGAAGAAAUAUGUGACUUUAUUGGUACUCGAAAGACAAAACAUAGAGUGUGAAAAUGGGGUCAGAGCAGAACCGAUUUCCACAGCAAGAGCGGCGCAAGAAAUGGGGAGGAUGCUGGGGUGGACUCCCCUGUUUCAGUGCACAGAAAGGUGGGAAACGUAUUGUACCAGCAUCUCGUACACCUGAUGGCAGUGCGGCAGCAAACCAGCCUAACGGACCACAGGGUGUUGGUUUACCCAACCAAGCUACUUCAUUAGCCCCACAUCUUCUUGCUCCCCCUUCUUCCCCAGCAUCCUUCUCAAACUCUGCUCUUCCUUCUACUGCACAAUCACCACGUUGCCACCUCUCAUUGUCUGCCAAUUCCCCUGGCCCUUCCUCCACUAUGUAUGCAACUGGGCCUUAUGCUCAUGAAACUAACCUGGUUACUCCUCCUGUUUUUUCAACCUUCACGACUGAGCCAUCAACUGCUCCUUUGACCCCUCCUCCAGAACUGGCUCACCUAACAACACCCUCUUCUCCUGAUGUCCCUUUUGCACAGUUCCUUUCAUCAUCUGGUGAUUUAAAAUGUGCUGGGAAGGCCAAUUAUGUGCCUUCUAAUGAUCUUCAAACAACUUAUCCACUUUCACCUGGAAGUCCUGCGAGUAGCCUUAGAUCGCCUGUUUCAAGAACCUCGGGUGAUCGCUUAUCUUUUCCCGAGAGGGAAGUUGCUUCUCCCUGGGAUGGUUCUCUUUCUUCUAGAAGCGCAAAGCAUCCAAGAAAUGGUUCAGGAUGGCUUACUGAUGACGGUGCCAAAUCUCAGGCUUCAAACUUUUUCUGUCCUGCAACAUUUGCUCAGUUUUAUCUGGACCAACCACAUUCUGGUGGGCGACUAAGUAUAUCCAAAGAGUCCGAUGGCUACUCUAACGGAACUGGGAAUCAGAGCAAGCAGAACAAAAAUAGCAAGCACGAAGUGGAGGAAAUAGAAGCUUACAGAGCAUCAUUUGGCUUUAGUGCAGAUGAAAUGAUUACAACUCCUCAAUAUGUAGAAAUAUCUGAUGUUAUGGAUGACUCGUUCUCUAUGAUGCCCUGCACCUCUAACAAGUCUAAUGUAGAAGAAGCAACAUUAUUAGACUGGGGACAUGGAGGAUCAAGAAAGUCAGAUAACAAUUCACCUACCGAGAGAUUUGCCAAAUCAGGGUCAGAUAUGAAUGGCAAAGGUCUACAAGGGACAGUUUCAUUCAAACAAUUUAGAGGUGAGUCAUGUUGGCCAAGUGCUAAAACAGUUAAUAGCUAUCCCUUCAAACAAUUUAGAGAUGAGAAAAAAGACAAGCAGCCUGGAAAAAUCUCUGGCCAGAGUACUCCAAGUCUUACAGAUGAAGAUGAUAUGUAUUCUAACAUGGGGAAAUUCAACAAAAGCAGGAAGUUGAAUAUGGGUCUUUCCUGCUCAGAUGCUGAGGUUGAGUAUAGACGAGGGCGGAGCUUGCGAGAAUGUAGGGAAGAUUACACAUGGCAUUAGUUGUUUGGUUUGUUGAUAGGUGUAGCUCUGUCUUGUGCUGGUUACGUCCUGUCUCUAGUCUCUAUUUCAAAACCCCUGAAUCUAUCUCUGAUCCUAAUUUGGCUUGAGUGUUUUUUGUAACUGGCAGCAGCAUUGGUCUAACUUGUAACUGGGCUUAGCCUCUCUUAUAAGGCUGUCGGCUGACUCGAUGUUGUGCACUGGUCUAGAUUUUGCAAGUUGGUGUGCCAUGCCUCUCUAUUAAGAUUGGGGAGGUUUCCUUCGUUUUAUUAGCUUAGUUCCUGGUAUCCUGGUGUGGGAGGAUUCAGGAUUGUGAUAUAGACUGGGUUUUCUCGCAGUCAGUUGUAAGAAGCAAGAUACUUGAAAUUGUUCAUAUUUGAAGAUAGUUGAUAUUAUUUAUGCAUGUAGACCUAAUACUACUAAUUAUAUA